AUGUUGGCUGCUCUCUGCAAACAGUGGCUGCUGCUUCCUCUCAUUGUGUCUCAGGCCGAGCUGAGUCGCUGCAUGCUCAGGCUAAGAAUAGUGCAGACCCCGGGGUUUUGGCCUCUGCAGGGUGUCAUCUCAGUGGUGCUCUACUCCUCUCUGCUCUUAAAACGAUUUAAGGAACCAAAGGAAGAGAGGCGUCCCUGGAGGAUAUGGUUUUAUGAUACCUCCAAGCAAGCAAUAGGUGCCCUCUUCAUCCACUUUGCUAAUGUUUUUCUGUCAGAUCUUACUGAAGAGGACCCUUGCUCUCUCUACCUUAUUAAUUUCAUCCUUGAUGCCACGCUGGGGAUGCUGCUGAUCUGGCUUGGCGUGAAAGUUGUCUCCUGGAUCGUACACCAUAAGAAGUACACAUACCUGGUCUUCGGAGAAUAUGGUGACCCUCCACAAGCUGCUGCCUGGAUCGGCCAGUGUAUCCUCUACUUGCUGAUAAUGGUUUUUGAGAAGACUGUGAUUAGCCUUGUCUUGCUUAUCCCUGGUUGGACAAAGCUUCAGCAGAUCCUCCUGGGUUACAUCCCAAACCCUCAGCUGGAGCUUGUCCUGGUCAUGCUUGUUGUGCCUUUCAUAGUCAAUGCCAUUAUGUUCUGGGUUGUGGACAGCUUGAUCAUGAGGAAACAUAAGCAGAAGGACACCCUGGACAUCAAUGGAUCUAUAGAAACUCCCCGGGCUAGGCGGACUGAGGAAUCUCAGGUAUUACUCUCUCCAGACAUGGAUUUUGAUCAGUCAGAAAGCGACCAGGAUAUUUCAGGACUCCAGGGAACGAAUCAGAAGAUGAAGCAGCCCAGCUAUCAAGUGGUCAUCUGACAACACUGGGACAAGGGAGGUGGAGGAAGGGAAGCAGCACUGU
Molecule: messenger RNA, 895 nt
Organism: Charadrius vociferus (killdeer)
Lineage: Eukaryota; Metazoa; Chordata; Aves; Charadriiformes; Charadriidae
Product: transmembrane protein 110-like
Exons: 10
Coding region: 1-852 (283 amino acids)
Cellular component (GO): membrane
Source: RefSeq, a predicted model, not a curated record